Molecule: messenger RNA, 1333 nt
Organism: Rosa chinensis
Lineage: Eukaryota; Viridiplantae; Streptophyta; Magnoliopsida; Rosales; Rosaceae
Product: type IV inositol polyphosphate 5-phosphatase 11
Exons: 7
Coding region: 203-1252 (349 amino acids)
Biological process (GO): response to jasmonic acid; response to salt stress; response to auxin
Cellular component (GO): plasma membrane
Molecular function (GO): phosphatidylinositol-3,5-bisphosphate 5-phosphatase activity; phosphatidylinositol-3,4,5-trisphosphate 5-phosphatase activity
Source: RefSeq, a predicted model, not a curated record
AAAUGUGUUUUGCAAGCUUGACUUUCCUUUCUCAGAUCAGACAUGGCACCGCCAAACAAUGGAUAUCCAAUCCAUGCCAGUUGGUUUCUAUAUAUAUGCAUGCAUUCUUUUGGAGCUAUCUGCAGAAAAGGAAAGUACAUACUGUGUUGCUGAAUCAGUCAGGGAUAUGAACCUAUAAGGCAGAUAUGUAAUAAUCAUCAAUAUGGGAAAUUCCAGCUCCAUUAAGCAUAGCAGUGAAGGAGGAAGAUUGAAGCACUCGAAGAGAAAGCACAACCAGCUGGGUGUAACUUGUUCUGCAGGUUAUGAUCAUGAUUAUCAUGAAGGAAUAAAGAGUGUAAGAGCGGACAACCACGUUUGUGAUUUCUCUCCAUAUUCGGAUCUAUGCAUUUGCGUGGUUACUUGGAACAUGAAUGGUCAAGUGAGUUACGAAGAUUUGGAGGAGAUGGUUGCCGGGAACAACCGCAAGUUCGAUCUUCUGGUUAUCGGUCUGCAAGAAGUGCCCCGGAAAAAUAUUUCACGACUGUUGCAGACAGCGCUUCUUGACUCUCACAUCUUUUUAGGAAAAGCCACUAUGCAAUCAAUACACCUGUAUAUCUUUGGGCCAAAGGGCUCAGAUUUCUUCCUCAGAGAAAUGAAGAUCGAUAAGGUUUCAGUAGGGGGAUGUGGAGGGCUAAUUGGGAGAAAGAAAGGAGCUGUGGGAAUCCGCAUCAACUAUAAAGGCAUUCCGAUGGUCUUCAUCUCUUGCCAUCUCUCUGCUCAUGCUCACAAUGUGGGGAAGAGGAAUUCAGAAUACAAGAGCGUAUCAGAAUCUCUUUUUUCCAAGAACUUGAACCCUUAUGCUUCACCUCCCAAAAUCAUUGUUUGGUUGGGAGAUCUGAACUAUAGAAUACAAGGGAUUGAAACUGAUUCCGUACGAAAACUGAUAAACAAAGAUCUUCACGGACUACUAACCAGCAAUGACCAACUACUACAAGAGGCCGAAAGAGGAGAGAUCUUCGAAGGAUACCACGAGGGGACGAUAACGUUCAAACCCACUUACAAAUACGACGUUGGAAGUAGCAACUACGACACAAGUUAUAAGGUGAGAGUGCCAUCGUGGACCGAUCGGAUUCUGUUCAAGACGGAGGAAGGCAUAGACGAGUUCCAUGCGACACUACACUCUUACGAAUCAAUGGACGAAAUUCACAGUUCAGAUCAUAAGCCAGUCAAAGCUCACAUCUGUUUGAAACUAAACAAACCAAACCCAUCAUGACCAUGAUUAUUAGCUUGUACAAAUCAACUACGUGUUUAAUGUAACAUCGACUUUUUCUGCAAUUACGCGAUCAUGACAUCA